AUGACCAACAUCUUCCACGAGCGCGUCUUUUCCGGCGUCCAGCCGACCGGCCAUCUGACGCUCGGCAAUUAUCUGGGCGCGAUCCGCAAAUUCGUCGCGAUGCAGGAGCGGCACGAAUGCAUCUAUUGCGUGGUCGACAUGCAUGCGAUCACCAUGCCGCAGAACCCGACCGAACUGAUCAAUGCGACGCGCUCCGUCGCGGCGGCCUUUCUUGCCGCAGGCAUCGAUCCGGCGCAGCACAUCGUCUUCAAUCAGAGCCGCGUGCACGAGCACGCGGAACUGGCGUGGGUCUUCAACUGCGUGGCGCGCAUGGGCUGGCUCAACCGGAUGACCCAGUUCAAGGAAAAGGCCGGAAAAGACCGCGAGAACGCAUCGGUCGGCCUCUUCGCCUAUCCGGCGCUGAUGGCGGCCGACAUCCUGAUCUACCGGGCAACCCACGUGCCGGUGGGCGACGACCAGAAGCAGCAUCUGGAGCUGACCCGCGAUAUCGCGCAGAAGUUCAACAACGACUAUUCCGACCGUAUCGCGGAAUUGGGUCUGGGCAUCGAAAUGCAGAUCGGCCGGGAGACCGUGUCGGGCUAUUUCCCGCUCACCGAACCGGUGAUCGAGGGGCCGGCAACGCGAAUCAUGAGCCUGCGCGACGGCACCAAGAAGAUGUCGAAAUCCGAUCCCUCGGACCUGUCGCGAAUCAAUCUGACCGAUACGGCCGACGAGAUCGCCCGCAAGAUCCGGAAGGCCAAGACCGAUCCCGAGCCGUUGCCGAGCGAAGCGGCGGGCCUGGCAGAACGGCCGGAAGCGGCGAACCUUGUGGGCAUCUAUGCCGCGCUGGCGGACAUGGAGAGCGACGCGGUGCUGGCAGAGUUCGGCGGCAAGGCGUUUUCCGAGUUCAAGCCGGCGCUCGCCGAUCUGGCGGUCGAGGUUCUGAGCCCCGUCGCCGGAGAGAUGCGGCGGCUGAUCGCCGAUCCGGGUCAUAUUGACGGGAUUCUGGCCGACGGCGCCGAACGGGCGUCGGCGAUCGCCGCGCCGGUCAUGGCCGAUGUGCGGCGGAUCGUCGGUCUGGGCGCCUGA
Molecule: messenger RNA, 1068 nt
Organism: Effrenium voratum
Lineage: Eukaryota; Dinophyceae; Suessiales; Symbiodiniaceae
Source: the annotation of a GenBank genome assembly